ACGUUAUUACGUACGUCAAUAGAGAGAGAAAUAACAAAGGAGAAGAAAAACAACUUUCAGUUCGUCUGGUGUUAAAAUCUGCAGUUUCAAAUAACUAGAAAGCAAUACAAUCAAACCAACGAAGAACGUCGUUUCGUGAUUGAAAGCGAUCAGCAAUAAACGAGCACUGUUACACGAUAAUUUAGUAGCUAACCUGUCCUUGAGUUAAAACGCGUAGACAAACCAUGUCGCUGCACAGUGAAACAAGCAACUGCACAGGAAAUAAGCAACCGAUCAAACGGUUGGAAAUACCAAUAAGCAAAUUUAAUGACGUCGCAAUACCACAUCACUUAGGAAUGCUCAGGAGACAUAAGACUAAUAUCGCGAAGCUAAAACAAACCGGAGACUGGGACCGCAUCUAUAAGGAACAGGCGAAUGCUUCUCGUCUGGUCAAACAGCUUAAACAGUUACUGUACGAAAUGGAUGUUCUGCGAGGCCAAGUACAAGACAGUGAUAUUGCAAAGUUCGAUCAACUCACAGCAUACUCUAGAGAAAGUACAAUGAAUGCCAUCAAAGAAUAUUUAGCACUAGAUCUCGAUCUGCCUACAAUGAACCGUUCGUCAACCGAAGAUGAAAAUGAGGCCACAAACCACGCAUUUCAGGAUGGCGAUAUCCAACUGCACGCAGAAGAGAAAGAAUUGGAGAGGCAGCAGGCCUGUCUGCAUGCUUGGAACUCUCUGCAAGAUGACAUGAUACAACUGCAUCAAUUGUUUGUAGACUUUAAUCAACUCGUUGACGACCAAAAAGAAUAUGUGAACAGAAUAGACGAAAAUGUUGAAGAGACUGAAGUAAAUGUCACAGAAGGUACAAAGUUCUUGGAGAAAGCAGGAAAAUACAAAACAGCAGCAUACCCAGUAGCUGGGGCUCUAAUUGGAACAUGUCUUGGUGGUCCAGUCGGUUUAAUCGCUGGUUUAAAAUUUGGUGGUCUCACAGCGAUUGGUUGCGGUUUAUUAGGUUUUACUGGAGGAACGCUUUUGAAGAAAAAAACUAUAAAAUCAAGUACGGAAAGCCAAGCAGAAAACAGACUUGAACGCAUUCAAGGUUCUGAUUCGACAUCAGAAAAUAUAAAAGUUAGUAAUAAACAACUUUGACCAUUACACAAAAAUCGCAAAAAGCGUAUGUUGCAUUGCUCCACGAUGUAGCGAUGGAGGAAUGGUUGAAAAGCAAGUAGCAUCGUAAAAUACGCGCUAAAAAUAAAAAGGAUAUAAGUACGGCACGAACAUAUGGCUUAAUAAUAAGAUAGCCUUCCUCAAAAUGUACCUAACUGUGAUCUAAAUUGUAAUUAACCAUGUACAAAUAUUUUACUAUUUGAAUAAAAUCACUCGCUAUUUUAUACAGUCAAA
This is a messenger RNA of Diprion similis, 1382 nucleotides long. It is a transcript of the gene Syx17, whose product is annotated as syntaxin-17. The transcript is spliced from 5 exons. The coding region runs from base 225 to 1130 and encodes 301 amino acids. Gene Ontology annotation, molecular function: SNARE binding; SNAP receptor activity. NCBI's taxonomy places the organism in Eukaryota, Metazoa, Arthropoda, Insecta, Hymenoptera, Diprionidae. Gene Ontology annotation, cellular component: SNARE complex; endomembrane system; plasma membrane. Gene Ontology annotation, biological process: intracellular protein transport; vesicle fusion; exocytosis. The record is from RefSeq and is a predicted model, not a curated record.